Rhododendron vialii is the source of this 3402-nucleotide messenger RNA. RefSeq lists its product as uncharacterized. NCBI's taxonomy places the organism in Eukaryota, Viridiplantae, Streptophyta, Magnoliopsida, Ericales, Ericaceae. The transcript has 5 exons. The record is from RefSeq and is a predicted model, not a curated record. The coding region runs from base 388 to 3129 and encodes 913 amino acids.
AUUCCGAGUGCACCAAACCGCCUGGGAUCGUCCCUCUCUCAAAACAAAAAGUACGCUCCCCUUCUCCACUUUAUACGCGGGGUCGAAAAUUUUAAACUUCAUUUAAUCGGACGAUUCUACCCCUCUCUGAUACUCCUCCCUAAAAAACACAGUCCAGGAAAGAAACGGCUUGGGGCAUCUCUCUCUCUCUCUCUCUCUCUCUCUCUCUCUCUCUCUCUCUCUCUCUCUCUCUCUCUCUCCCAACGGUUCUUCUCAGUCGCCGCCCUCUGACGUCUUCAACUACAAGUCUACAACCCCUUCAAUCAGAGCUCAAGGGUUGGUGGUGGUUGUCUUGCAAAAUUUUCCUUCUGACCUUCAGCCAGCAAUUCCAGUUGAACGCAUAAAAAGAUGAAGAAGCUCUUCUUUUUCAGAUCUAGUGCUAACAACAAUCCAUCUCUCACUGGAGUAAAUGAUGAUCAAGCUACUGACAGAGCCAGGAAUAGUUUCCGAAGUCCCAGGGGUUCAUCAAGAACUCGAAAACAAGUAAUUGAAAACUCGACCUCUGGUACCAGUCCACGCCUUAGAAGGAGCCUUUCAUUUUCCUCAGCAGCAUUAGAUGAAGGAGAGCUAGGACAGAAAUAUUCUUCUUUCUUCAUUAAUCAGAAUGAGUCUCCUUGUAGUAGCAGUAACAUUCCACGCAAGGGAGCAGAUCGCCAUUCAUAUCGUCGUGCUCUUACUCCUGAGAGACAGUCCAGGUCAAAAUGCCAUGAAACGGCUGCUGUUCAAAAUGCACAUGUGGUAGAUAAACGUAGUUCUUCCUCAGAAAGCUCUUCAUAUUGCUCUAGUAAUGUCUCAAAUAAAGUUGUGGAUCGGUAUAUAGAUGGGGAACAAGAUCAUGAAAACCAUGAAUCAAAUAACAAUCCUUUCCAGAGGAAUCAAUUUGGAAAUGGAAAUGGCAACGGGAAGCGUCCUCCACGAGUUCAGCGUACAGCACCUGCUUCACCAACUGAUAGUACGAAAGACAAAUCAAGAGCUCAUUCACUUAGGGAAACCAAGGGAACUCAACUUCAUUUUUCGUCUAGUGUGGAGAAUGGAUUUGGCCAUGAAUCUCCUCGGAGUCUUGCGAAGCAUGUGAUUGAAAGACUUUCUCAAUCUCAUGCGUUUUCAAAAACAAGUUUAAAGGAAUUUGACCCUGAGAUGCCUAUCACGAUCGAGGAUAUCUAUGGGGGAUCCUUGAGUCGAUGCCCGAGUUCAAAUGCAGAUGAAACAUGUAGAGAAAUCACAGAUUUUCAGAAGCGAAACUGUCUUUCUCAUGAUAAUUGUAGAUUUGCAAAUCCUAUGGAGCCUAAAGAGGAAAUAGAUGCAGAACUACUUAGAAAAUCAAAGGAAGCGGGGGAGAGGUUCUUGUUACUUUCGGAAGAGAUUGAGCAAGAGGACUUUCUUGAGGACAGAGGCUUCAGUGUUCCGGAAUUGAUUCAAAUAAUUAGAAACCUGAAUGAGGAGAGGGUAAGCAUGGCACAUGAGGUUUCAGCUGUCCUGAAUGCUCAAAUUGCUGAGAGGGCUUCAGCCAAUGAAGAAGAAAGGUUUUUGAGGGCAGAAUUGGAUUCUCGGACCCGGAGGCUGGAAAAGGAGAAAAAUGAGCUGCAAUCAGCAUUAGAGAAGGAGUUAGACAGAAGAUCAAGCGAUUGGUCAUUUAAGCUCGAGAAAUAUCGAAUAGAAGAGCAUAGGCUUCGUGAACGAGUAAGGGAGCUUGCGGAGCAGAAUGUAUCUCUCCAAAGGGACGUUUCUUCAUUAAGCGAAAGGGAAAUGGAGAGUAGAAGCAAGAUUUCAGGUUCAGAUUCAAAACUUAAGGAACUGAGUUCAAGGGUGGAGGAAAUAAGUGAGGAGAAUGGAAAUUUACAGAAAAAACUUUCCAAGUUAGAAGAAAAGUAUAGAGCGGCAGAAGAAGAUCUAGAUUGUAUCAAAAGGAACUGUGGAGAGAAGGAGAAAGAGUGCAAGGAUUUGCACAGGUCUAUUACUAGGUUACUGAGAACUUGUAGUGAACAAGAGAAGACAAUAGAUGGGUUGCGAAAAGGACUUCGCGAGGAAAUUGGGAAGAAGGGUUCUUUAGAGAAUUUUGAUAACCAAACGGGGAAGUUGCAAAUGGAGCAAAUAAGGCUGACAGGUGUGGAGCAAGCUUUGAGGAAGGAGGUGGAAUCGUAUAGGCUUGAAGUUGAUUCUCUUCGGCGCGAGAAUGUAAGCCUAUUGCACCGUUUAAAAGUUUGCGGAAAAGGUGGCGACUUUUCGAAUUUCAAGCUGGAUCAAGAACUGUUGAGCUGCGUCUGUUGCAUGCAAAAUCAAGGGAUGUCGUUGGUUAACCAGAGCAACCAGCUUUGUGCAAAGCUGUUGGAAUACAUCAAAGUGAUAGCAGACCCAAAUCCAGAAACUAAGCAGGGUAUUGAGUUCAUGAUGAAUGGUUUCGAUGGACAAUUUAUUAUUGAAUCCGAGGUGAAACUCCAAGGCUUCAAGAGGGGAACUGCAAGCCUCACCAGAAGUUUACAUACAAUUUCCAGUGCGCUGAAUGAGAAGUCCAACCAAGUUGUAAUGGAUUCUCAUUCGCAUUGUUCAGGGGAUAAAUCUGAACGACAAAUUGAUAAGAGCUCAGAGGACCUUCUAAGGUCAGAGCUUAAAGCAGAAACUUUGCUAACAAGUUUAUUGCGAGAAAAGCUGUACACCAAAGAAGUGGAGGUGGAGCAACUGCAAGCUGAACUGGCAGCUGCUGUUAGAGGUAAUGGGAUGCUCAGGUCUGAAGUCCAAAAUGCACUGGAUAACAUUUCUUGCAUGACCCAUAAGAUGAAAGAUCUUGAACUUCAGAUGAUUAAGAAGGAUGAAAAAGUAAAUCAGCUUCAAAAUGAUCUCCAAGAAUGCACAACAGAAUUGACUAUCACGAGAGGAAUACUACCAAAGGUUUCGGAGGAGAGAAACUUGAUGUGGGAGGAGGUGAAGCAGUACAGCGAGAGGAACAUGUUGUUGAAUUCUGAGAUCAGUGGAUUGAAGAAGAAGAUAGAGGCGCUUGAUGAAGAUAUACUUCUCAAAGAAGGCCAGAUCUCUAUCCUCAAAGACACCAUAGGCAAACCUUUCGACCUUCUUGCCAGUCCAGAUUGUAUGUGAAGGUUUUUGGGGGAUAAUUUUAUUUUAUUUUAUUUUAUAUCCUCUUGGGUUAGUUUGGUUUGAUUAAAGGUUAAUUACUGCUUCAUACUUGUACAAGCAAGUUUGUUUCUUUAGUUUGUUGAUAGCUUACAAACAAUACCUUUGUAAACUGUGAUCAUAAUGGGGUUGGUUUUCUGUUUUGCUGAGAGGCAAGGAAAGUUGUUUUCCUUUUCGGUAUUGAUUUACUUGGAAAUCUGACCUUUUGCAAUAAAGAUAAGCAUAUCAAAUUUCACC